AUGAGCCGGUUCGAUGUGCACACAGAUCCCAAGUCUCCUUUUGAUCCAAUUUUACCCAGCAGGAGCGGUGGGUACUGCACCUCCCUAUGCACAUGGGUCCAGUUUCGUCAUGCACUUUCAGGGCGGAUAAGCAAAGCUCGCUUCCGUAGUCGCUCUGCGUUUGCUACGCUUCAGGUACAAGUAGCGUGCAAGCUGUCUGAUCCCGUCAUGUUUCUGGUGACAAAAAAUUAUCUAGCAGUACGCUUGUCGAUCCGUGCAGAGGGAAACGCAGCGUUCACUCGAACGGUUUCGCAGAGAGGCAGGCUUCGAAGCGAACGUAACCGCUGGAGUAUGCACCACAGAGGCAGCGGCUUUGGGGCUAGGGCGCCAGUCACUGCAGACAGCUCCUCACGUAAAGAGCGAAACGUGCUGCGUUCUUUCGCCACUGCAGCGCUGGUAGCGCUGAUGGCCGUUUCCAGUUUCAACUCGCCACUGAAACUUUACCGGCCGGCGUUCGCUGAGGAGGUUUUCAAGGUACCCGGAGGUGGUGCCUCUACUCUCGCAACAGGCACCUCAAAAAUCGUCACAAGAGGCGUCAACUUGGAAGGAGCAAACUUUGCAAAGCAAGACUUACACGGGGUCUCGUUUCAGCAGAGCAUUGUGCGGGAUGUCGACUUUUCCGGAAGCAACCUGCAGGAUGCUUCGUUUUUUGAUGCGGACUGUAGCGGAGCAAACUUUCAGAAUGCCAACCUCUCGCGAGCAAAUCUGGAGCUCGCAAACUUACGCAAGGCGGAUCUCAGAAACGCAAUACUCACGAAUGCCUAUGUCGUUGGGCAGACCAAACUCGAAGGCAUACAGAUCGAGGGUUCCGACUGGACCGAUGUUCUGCUUCGACCCGAUCAACGACGGUUGCUAUGUAAGCGAGCCUCCGGGGAGAACCCUGUGACACACAUUGCGACCAAAGACUCGCUCGGUUGCGCGGAUUAG
Messenger RNA from Cyanidioschyzon merolae strain 10D, 966 nucleotides. RefSeq lists its product as hypothetical. The record is from RefSeq and is a predicted model, not a curated record. The transcript has a single exon. The coding region runs from base 1 to 966 and encodes 321 amino acids. Lineage: Eukaryota; Rhodophyta; Bangiophyceae; Cyanidiales; Cyanidiaceae.